CCACCGCCCUGAUGACGGGCUGACGACAUCGCGCACGCUCAGUUCUUUCCGUUCUUUGUUCAAGCGGAUCGGCAUCGGGAGGGGUUCCUCGCCCCCAGGGUGGGGAGCCGGGAACGAAUGGUUCUCUGCGGGGCGAAACCCACGAUUUUCUAUUGUUAGACCUGCGGUGAGAAGUUUAUUUGAAGAAAAACCCCAACUGGAAGCAAACCACAGCUGAAGACGAGGGAACAGCAACAAGUGAAUUGGCCCGAGGACUGAGAACAGCAACUGGAGAGACCAACUUUGCAUCAAGAGACUCGGAUUUCCCAGUGAUUCAGUCAGGAGAAAGUUUGCUGCAGAUUUUUCUAUACACACGAAAAAAAUGAGGUAUGGACUUUGAACCGGUGCUUGCAGAAAUGUUUAAUGGCAUCGUGAUUACCCAUAGGGCCAUGCGUUAAGAAUUCUGCCGGCGCUGAAGCGCCGAUGAAAUGCGCAGGCGUCAGGCUGAGGACGUCCCCGAGUAUCACGCAUGCGCGCAGUACACAGAAGGCCUUGAAAAUGGCGGCUACAGGUUAAAAACGAGAAGGAAUUUGUCGCCGGGGAUCUCAAACAGAAAACGCCAGUUUUGCUGUCUCUGUCUGGAUAUUUAAGAAGUGGAGCGAGGGAUUCAAUCGACUAUCCUUCCUGCUCAGACUGUGGAGAGGGAUUCAAUUGAUCAUUUGACCAAAUAGCAAGCCAGUCAUCUUACACAGGAGAAAGGCUGUUCACCUUCUCAGACAGUGGGAAUAGAUUCACUCAAUUAUCACAAUUGAAGGUACAUCAGCAAGUUCACACUGGGCAAGUCCAUUCAUCUGUUCUGUGUGUGAGAAAGGAUUCAGUUGGACCUGUGGACACACCAGUCAGUUCACACCACACCUGGUAGAGGCUGGUGAUCUGCUGAAUUUCUGGGAAAAGAUUCACUCAGUCAUUUGACCUUAUGGCUCACCAGCGAGUUCACACUGGGGAGAAGCCAUUCACCUGUUCAGUCUGUGGAAAGGGAUUCACUCAGUCAUCCAACCUACGGAGUCCCCAGCGAGUUCACACUGGGAAGAGGCCGUUCACCUGUUCAGAAUGUGAGAAGAGAUUCACUCAGUCAUCCAACCUACGGAGUCCCCAGCGAGUUCACACUGGAGAGAGGCGCUUCACCUGCUCAGUCUGUGGGAAGAGAUUCACUCAGGCAUCCAACCUACGGAGACAUCAGCGAGUUCACACUGGGGAGAGGCCGUUCACCUGUUCAGUCUGUGGGAAGAGAUUCACUCGGUCAUCCAACCUACUGUUACAUCAGCGAGUUCACACUGGGGAGAAGCCAUUCACCUGCUCAGAAUGUGGGAAAGGAUUCAGUGAGUUAUCCAACCUACUGGUACAUCAGCGAGUUCACUCUGGGGAGAAGCCAUUCACCUGCUCAGUCUGUGCGAAGGGAUUCACUCGGUCAUCCCAACUACAGAAUCAUCAGCGAGUUCACACUGGGGAGAAGCCAUUCACAUGCUCAGAAUGUGGUAAAGGAUUCAGUGAGUUAUCCAACCUACUGGUACAUCAGCGAGUUCACACUGGGGAGAAGCCAUUCACCUGCUCAGAAUGUGGGAAAGGAUUCAGUGCUUUAUCCAGCCAACUGAGACAUCAGCGAGUUCACACUGGGCAGAAACCGUUCACCUGUUCAGAAUGCGGGAAGAGAUUCACUCAGUCAUCCCACCUGCAGAGUCAUCUGCCAGUUCACACUGGAGAGAAGCCAUUCCCCUGCUCAGAAUGUGGGAAGAGGUUCAGUCACUCACGCUCCCUGCAGAGACACCAGUCAGUUCACACUGGGGAGAAGCCGUUCAUCUGCUUAGUCUGUGGGAAGAGAUUCACUGAGUCAUCCAGAUUACUGGUACAUCAGCGAGUUCACACUGGGGAGAAGCCGUUCAUCUGCUUAGUCUGUGGGAAGAGAUUCAAUAACUCAUCCAGAUUGCUGGAACAUCAGCGAGUUCACACUGGAGAGAGGCCAUUCACCUGCUCAGAAUGUGGGAAGAGAUUCACUCACUCUUCCACACUACAGAGACAUCAGCGGGUUCACACUGGAGAGGAGCCAUUUACCUGCUGAGAAUGUGGGAUAGGAUUCACUCAGUCAUUCCAACUACUGGCACACCAGUCAGUUGUUAUGAAUCCCUAGGUUUUGUUUGCUGUGGACUGUCAUUUUAAGAGAGAGAGAUUAGGAAGUUUAAUCAGUCUGACUUGCAGCUUGUUUACAUCACUCACAGCUUGUUUAGUUUUAACUGAGGACACAGACACUCAGAGUCAGACGGAGAUGAAGGAGGAAAAAUGGAAAGAUCGAUACAAGGGAAAUAGGUGCCAAGGGUCACUGUUUGGAAUUUUCCUAUGCCCGCAAGUAUGGGUUAAUUAUCGAUUCAUCAUACAUCGUCUGUGUGGUUGUCACCUCGUUUGAUCCAUAGGAGUGGAUCUGAUUUGGGGUAUCAUGUGAAGACCACCGAUGUGUUAACCCUUGCCUGGGUGUGGUGUGGUAAUUCACUUGAAGAUGAUACGCCUUGUGACAAGUCACUUUGGGUGAUAAUUAUUAUGUGGAUUUGGAAGGAUGACAGAUAAUAUCUACAGUGACUGUUCUCUUGUUUUACCACCAUGGAACCUGUGGAAUUCGACAUAAUUGCCUUCUCUCGACAUUUACCCUGGAUUACAUAUAUCUCUCUCAUCACCUAUUCUGUGGUUGAACUGAACUUUCAUACUUUACCAUCUCAAGACUCCAAGCCUUGUUCCCCCCAAGCUCAAUAGUUUUGGAUUUAUAUUUACACACAUAUAUACACAUAACACUGUUAACUUUUGUUUAUCUUGCUUAAGUUACUAUAUUAUAAGUCGAUUCUAAUAAAGAUAGUUUUAAGAUCAAAAACAGACUCCUGGUGUAGUCUCCACGAGGAAAUCUGCAGAUGCUUGGAAGUCAAACACACACAAAAUG
Hypanus sabinus (Atlantic stingray) is the source of this 2959-nucleotide messenger RNA. RefSeq names its product zinc finger protein 135-like. Gene Ontology annotation, molecular function: DNA-binding transcription factor activity, RNA polymerase II-specific; RNA polymerase II cis-regulatory region sequence-specific DNA binding. Gene Ontology annotation, biological process: regulation of transcription by RNA polymerase II. Lineage: Eukaryota; Metazoa; Chordata; Chondrichthyes; Myliobatiformes; Dasyatidae. The transcript has 4 exons. Gene Ontology annotation, cellular component: nucleus. The record is from RefSeq and is a predicted model, not a curated record. Bases 956 to 2095 code for a protein of 379 amino acids.